This is a messenger RNA of Acanthoscelides obtectus, 145 nucleotides long. The record is from the annotation of a GenBank genome assembly. Lineage: Eukaryota; Metazoa; Arthropoda; Insecta; Coleoptera; Chrysomelidae.
AUGUCGGAUGUAGCGAUAUCACCACCUUUGAAGAAAAUAGAUACAAAAAAUAUAUCAACAUCUCCUCGAAACAUCUGCGUCUUUACUUUCUCCAGUGAACCCUCAUGUGUUACGUGAUGAAAGCUGCACAAAAUUUUAGAAGCAC